CUUACUCACAUCCACAACAAGAAGGGCACAUUGUCUCUUGAGCCUGUUCUUUACAGUGGGUUUGCAGAAAUGGCAUUUAGAUUAAAUGUGAUUGCAUAUAGGGCAGAGUAAUUUAAAACUUCUAAAAUGACUAAUUUCAGUAAAAGGCUAAGAACGAGACAAAAUAGGAUUAUGGAACAAAAAAGAUAUUGCGGAAUUGGUACAAGCAAACAAUAAGGAACAAAGUUACUGAAAUCAAUAUCUGACACCAGAAUAGUAAAGUGAAUAUGGAAGUCCGUGUAAUGCAGAUUUGGGGAUUUUUUCUGACUGCAAUGGGCUGGAUAUUCAUUGCUUGUUCUUUAGCUAUGGAGGGAUGGAAGGUGGCUGCUGUUGGUGGCCAGGGUGGCAGCUCUGUUGUCUACAUUACUUGGUAUUGGUCCAGUCUGUGGCGGACUUGCUCCACUACCGCUAAUGCCGUCUCCAACUGCUAUGACUUUCCAAUGCUCUGGUCCGUUGAGAAUUAUGUCCAGAUUGUGAGGGCACUACUAAUGGGUGGAGUAUCCAUUGGCAUGCUGGGGUUCAUUCUGAGCUUAGUAGGGAUGGAAUGCACAUACAUAGGGGGCAAACAGAAAGAGAAGAACAGAGCCAUCUUCACUGGAAGCCUCUGUCAUAUGACCAGUGGUGUGUUGUCUGCAGCUGGGUAUGCAGUCUAUGCUCGCAACAUUACAGCAGAAUUCUUCAACCCUAGUUUUGAAUUAAAGUUUGAUCUUGGCACACCAUUGUUUGUUGGAUGGGCUGGCUGUAUAUUUCAGUUCACAGGAGGUCUCUUAUACAUGGUUUCAAUUUAUAAGCUCUGGUCUCUGGACAGGAGGAAAUUUGUGGAUAUAGCUCCUGCUGAAGCUGUAGCCCUGCAAUCCAUCCCUACAAAUAUCUCCAUCUCUUCUGAGCCUAGCAGAUCCACUGUGUCUAAGCUCUCCUUAAAAUCAUCUUCCACUGUGUCUUGUGACUCAGAUAACUCUCACCAUCUUUCUAAAGCCUGAUCUCACACACACACACACACACACACACACACACACACACACACACACACACACACACACACACACACACACACACACACACACACACACACACACACACACACACAGAGUAUAUAUUACAUUGUGUAUCCUGUUUAUAUUAUUUUAGAAAGCUUUAGAUUUUCUAUGCUUUUUAUGUCAAUGCUUUUACAGAAUUAAUAAUAUUUAAUUCAAAUACUUAAUUCAAAUGUGUACUGUACCUAAAGUUAUGCAAGCAAAAUUAACAGAAUAAGCCAGGCUUAUCAAGAUAAAUGCCAAAAAUGUAAAUGUUAGAUAACUUGCUUUGUAGAAUACCCCCCACCACCCUUGAUGACCUUACUAAACUGUGUUUCUGUUUGUCUUCUUGUUGAAUGUUUGAACAAAUAAAAGUGAGUGUUAAAAUC
Tachysurus fulvidraco (yellow catfish) is the source of this 1441-nucleotide messenger RNA. It is a transcript of the gene cldn10e, whose product is annotated as claudin 10e. Gene Ontology annotation, molecular function: structural molecule activity. Gene Ontology annotation, biological process: cell adhesion; bicellular tight junction assembly. The transcript is spliced from 5 exons. Gene Ontology annotation, cellular component: bicellular tight junction; plasma membrane. The record is from RefSeq and is a predicted model, not a curated record. NCBI's taxonomy places the organism in Eukaryota, Metazoa, Chordata, Actinopteri, Siluriformes, Bagridae. Bases 267 to 1019 code for a protein of 250 amino acids.